Colius striatus (speckled mousebird) is the source of this 3140-nucleotide messenger RNA. RefSeq names its product coiled-coil domain containing 158 (gene CCDC158). The record is from RefSeq and is a predicted model, not a curated record. NCBI's taxonomy places the organism in Eukaryota, Metazoa, Chordata, Aves, Coliiformes, Coliidae. The transcript has 20 exons.
GCUUCUUCCAUUCUCAGUGCUGUGAUCGAAAACUCAGCCUGUUCUGGUAAUGGUAGCAGUGUCUUCUGUUCCAAAUAUGAAAUACAUACAGGUUCUGAGAAAAAACAUGAGUGAUGCAGGCAAAGAACCUUUGGAAGACAUUCUGGAAGAAUACUCACAGAUAGGUAGAAAUUUGCAGAAGAAUAAGGAUGAAACCAAACUGAUGGAAGUGCAGUGGGAAAGAGAUAUACUUCAGGACACUAGACAAAAGGAAUCUCAGAGCCAAGAGAAUGUAAAAAUACAGCUAAAAAAUACUAUUAAAGAACUGGAAGCUGCCAACCAGCUGCAGGAGGAGAUGCUUAGGGAGUCUGACAGCCAAACUGAGCAUCUGAAAAAGAUGAUCCACAGCCAUGAGAAAGUACUUGUGGAACUGCAUGGCAUCCUAAUGGACUACAAAGACAGCACAGGCAAGAAACUCUAUGAGCAUGAGAAUAUUACUAGCCUACACAUCCUCAACCUGAGCACAGUAUUUGCUGACAUCCUGCAAGAUUUAGACUCAGAAGUGUCAUACCUCAAAGAAAAGCUUGUCCUGGUGGAAGAAGGACUUGAGUCAUUGAAAAAAGAUUCACAGACCCAAACCCAGCUUCUGCUUCAGCAAUAUCAAAAUAGCAUUGAGCAACUAAUAACUGAGCGUGAACAGGAGGUGGCAGCACUAACCGCUUAAGUUAUCAAGUUUCUAAUUUCUCCACCUAAAACUUUUCAUAGAGAACAAACAAGAAACCAAAAUUCAGUGCACGCACAUCAAGUUAGUCACCUGGAAUCUACAGUUUCACAGCUGCAUUCUGAGUUACAAGGAGCUAAGAGGAUGUACGAAGACAAGGUCAAAGAUCUUGAGAAGCAGCUGCACUUAGCUCAUUCUGAGAUAGCAGAAGCUCAGACAGGCCAGGAUCAAUGCAGCCAAGAAUCUGGAAAUCUCAGUGACCGGAUUCAUCAGUUGUUGACUCAACUUCACAAAAAAGAGAUAGAACUAAGUCUCAAAAAAGAGCAGAAUAAGCGAUUUUGGGACCGGAACACAGACAACAUCAUCACCAUUGACCAUCUAAGGAGAGAACUAGACAACAAAAACAUGCAAUUGCAGCGCAUGGAAAACACGGUGAAGGAAACAAGGACUGAGGGUUGCAGGCAAAUGGAGCACCAGAUGGCUGCAGUUAAGGAAAAAAAUGAAAGCAUUGGAAGAAUCUCCACUUUGACUGCCCAACUCAAGGCAACCAAGGAAAUGCUCCAUAAAGUUAAAGAAGAUCUUACAGCCAAACAGAUUGAUUUGGAGACUCUUGAGAAAACAGUGUCAAAUCUGAUGGCCUGCCUGCAAGAGAAAGACGGUGCCCUUGGAGUUACCAACAAGGAAAUCAAGAAGCUACAUUCACAGCUUGGCAGUGGGAUGCAGGAGCUCCAGCAUUUAAAGAAUGGAGAAGGCCAUUUUCACGAUGUACAGUCACAAUGUGAAACACUGAAACUGCAGGUGCUGGAGAAGGAAAGAAUUACUGAGACCUUCCAAAAGCAAAUUGAUAACCUGACCCAGAUUGUAGGACAGCACAGUCGAACUGCUGGAACAAUGGAAGUUGAGAAAUCUCAGCUUAUAAAGGAAAUGAAUGAUUGGAAAUUCAAAGUAGAACAACUUAAGGUUGCAAAGGAUGAGAAAGAAGUCAGACUACAUGAAAUGAAGGCCAGAUUGAGUGGACUGGAACUGGAAAAGGUUAAACUAGUUAACAUAUGCACUGAGAGGCUCCCUGCACUUAAUGAUAUGAAACUGGAAAAAGACCAGCUAAUGAAUGAGCUCCAAGCCAGUCGGAGUGAGCUAGCUGGCCUUGCAGAGGGAUUUGGAGAUUUGAAGAGGAAUUACCGGGACAAAAUCAAGGAGAUGGAAAAUACUGCAAACAGACUGAAAAUGCAGCUGAAAUCUGCCGAAGCUGAAGUGGAACAGACCAGGACUGCUCUAAAAACUAUGGAGGGAUAUGAUGGCAAUGCUAUGAAAGUUGCAGUGGGAAUGCAGAAGCAGAUCACAGCCAAGAGAGGACAGAUUGAUGCAUUACAGAGCAAGAUUAAAUUAUUGGAAGAAGCAAUGACACAGGCAGCUAAGGAGAAGCAUUGCCUCAGAGAAGAAAAUAUUAAACUAAGUCAAGAAUUGAGCUACAUUACAGCAGAAAAUACCAAGAUUACUGGAGAACUGGAGAUCCUGAGAUCACAAGGCAAACAUCUGAAAGAAAAAAUAUCUAAGAUGGAGAUAGCCCUUGAUAAGGCAUCCAUGCAAUUUGCAGAAUGUCAGUGCAUAAUCCAGCAUCAGGAACAAGAAGCGAUGCGCUUCAGACUGCAACAUACUUUAGAUGUAAAAGAGCUGCAGAGCCCAGGCUACUCAUCAGCUUCUGCUUCAAGCAAGCUGCAGCACAUAGUGCCUCUUUCCCAUCUGCACUCUGCUCUCCUGCCACCUUCUCUGAACUUGGCCAGCUGUACCACUCAUAUGCAUUCCAAGCUGGGCAUUUUGAAUGAAGAACCACUGCAGGAUCUGAAGAGGAUUCUUCAAGAAUUAAGAAGCUCAGACAACAACAUUCCCUCUGUCAAUCUUGGCAAGGAUGACAGCAGUGUUGCGAGAAAAUCACCACUAACAACCAUGAGGAAUACAGUAGAUGAUGCAAGUAGUGGGUGCUCUGCUGUCUUCAGCCUACAGUCAGAUCCUUGUAAGAGGGAGCCUUCAUACCUACAUACUGCAGGCCCUCAGUCCCAAGGCCUCACUCUGCCCUUCACAUUCCUUGGAGGUGCAUCCAUCUUCUCACCAGCUCCUUAUACAUCCUCCCCCAAGAAAGUCUUUUGUGAGGAGAGAUAUAGAGCAAAGUCUCCAGUACACUUGCUGUUAACUGCUCUACCUGAUGACCUUGCAGCUGGCACCAGUGCCUCACCAGAGCACAGACUCUCUGGAAGGAAGGUUGGCUCUCCAGAGUGUGCAGCCACAGGCUCCCAGAUAGAUGUGUCAUCAAUGAUCAGAACUGAGGAAACAAAGACAGAGAAGGCAAAGGAAGAGGAGAAGCUAUCAAAGUGAAGAUGCCGUAUAUAUUAGUGAUUGCUUUCACAUAUGUACGUUGUGUUUAAAAUAUGGUAUAUUUUUAAGA